Molecule: messenger RNA, 2493 nt
Organism: Aspergillus ochraceoroseus IBT 24754
Lineage: Eukaryota; Fungi; Ascomycota; Eurotiomycetes; Eurotiales; Aspergillaceae
Product: isochorismatase family protein family
Exons: 1
Coding region: 1-2493 (830 amino acids)
Biological process (GO): DNA alkylation repair; DNA repair
Cellular component (GO): nucleus
Molecular function (GO): dioxygenase activity
Source: RefSeq, a predicted model, not a curated record
AUGAAUCUCUUUUCCGCUCUCGGAGCUCUGCCUAAAAUCCAGACCCGAAAAGCCCUCAUUUUGCUCGACUUCCAGAACGACUUCGUCCGGGACACGGGAGCUCUCUACGUCCCCAACACACAGGAUUUUCUUGACUCACUUUCUCAGCUCACUAAUGUCUUUCGUCGCACUGGGGAUGUUGUUUGGGUUCGCUCGUAUUAUGAGUCACGUAGACAGCUGAUCGGCCCAGAUGGCCAAAGCCUUGUGGUUUUAAAUCGCACGGAGGAAGAUACUAGAAGCAAGCAAUUACCACAUGAUGAGCCCGAGGGGCCUAUUCAUGAGGAAGCCUUUCUUUCAACUGAGUCACCACGCUGUUGCCUUCCGCACUCGGCUGGCGUCCAGUUCCCCGCUCCCGUUCUUGCCGCAAUAAAUGCCGGCUCAGAUACGUUGAUCGAGAAAUCCGAGUAUUCUGCCUUGCAAUCCUCGGGUUUAGUCUUGUCCUUGCGCACGCGGUUUGUCACCGAACUGUAUCUCUGUGGCUCCCUCUCCAAUACUUCUGUGCACGCUACCGUGCUCGACGCUGUCCGUCACGGUUUCUCCGUCACCUUGAUCGAAGAUUGUCUUGGAUAUCGUAACUUUUCCCGUCACGAAGAAGCCAUGCGAUGCAUGGCAGAUAUUUACGGAGCGAAUGGUAUUACCUCUCAGGAGCUUCUGGAAGAACUGGAUUGGCAGGAAACCGAUUGCAUUGCCCGGAAGGGUGAGCCCCGGCCCGCACGGCCGAUAGCUCCCGCUGGCAUCGAGGGGGUUAUGGAAGAACUUGAAGUCAAACCGGAUCUUAGAGCGAGUCCUGAGCGAGAUAGCCCUAAGGUUUCUUCAGCAGGUGCGAGACGCCGUAGAAUUGCCGACCUUUUGGCUGAACUGCCUGACGACGAAGGACACCUCCUGGAGCUCACAAAUUUGACCCGUACACGAAAUAUGUCGCGAUACGCACCACCGCCUGGCGAUGCGCAAACGUCCGAAUUAGGAGACAAACUGGUUCGCACAAAGGUACGCCGCACGAAACGACCCGAUACCAGGGGCGAGCCAUCUUCAUCCCGAGGGGAGCAUCGCCGAAGCAGGAAACCGAAACAAGCACAGGAUAUUUGCCGACCGGGCGACGUCAUUGGGGAAGGCGACUCUCGGAUUGUCUACGAUUUAGACCUGCCAGAGAAUGCAUUUGAGCGGAUCCGUGACGAAGUGGCCUGGCAAAAGAUGUACCACAUGUCUGGCCAAGUGCCGCGUCUAGUUGCUGUCCAGGGGAAACCUUCCCCUGAUGGUUCAAUCCCAAUAUAUCGCCACCCUGCGGAUGAAUCCCCCCCACUGCAGCCUUUCACACAGACAGUGGAUCAGGUGCGCCUGAUCGUGGAACGUAUUCUUGACCACCCCCUGAAUCAUGUUCUGGUCCAGCUUUAUCGUGAUGGACAGGAUCGAAUAUCCGACCACUCCGACAAGACACUUGAUAUCGUCCGUGGCUCAUCGAUUUGUAACGUCAGCCUCGGAGCUCAGCGUGUUAUGAUCCUCCGUGCCAAAGGCUCCGAAAAUGAAGAGGGAUCUGGUAGGGUCACUCAGCGCGUGCCCAUGCCGCACGAAUCGCUUUUUGUCCUGGGAGAGAAGACCAAUACUCGUUGGCUUCAUGGCAUAAAGUCGGAUAAGCGCCAGGGCUCAGAGAAGUCGGUAGAAGAGCGCGCAUAUGAUGGCCAAAGAAUUUCACUUACCUUUCGACACAUUGGUACCUUCCUGGACCCAGCUGGCGAUACUAUUUGGGGCCAGGGCGCUGUGUCAAAACUCCAAGAGAAAGCUAAUCCUGUGAUCCAUGGGAAUCCCGAAGCAACAGAACGACUUAUUCGUGCGUUUGGAGAAGAGAAUCGUGCCAUUGAAUUUGACUGGAAUGCCGUUUAUGGUGGUGGCUUUGACGUGGUCAACUUCGUUACCCCCAGUACCGCAAAGCUGGCUUUGGGCCAGGACGAGAUGGCUAAUCUACGCGUUCAGCUCUGUUUGAGUGAGAAUGGCAUUAGAUACGAUCUUACACCCCUUGGUGCUGUGCACUCUAAGAUAGAAGGGAAUGCAUUCCCACUGUAUAUUGACUCUGACGGGACUGAGGUUGCUGGUGAUAUUAAGAUCAUGACUUAUCUGGCGAAGCGAGCUCCAGAGACGGUGCGGCCUGGUCUAGAUGUGCUUCAGGGGGGCGAUCGGCUCUCUGACAUCGAUGACCUGCUGGCCAAAUGGCGUGAACGCCAGAAAAGCCACGGAGAAAUUUCGGAUGAAUUAGGCCCUUGGGAAGAAGAUCUUCACGGGCAGCAUUAUCUGGGAGGAACUAUGUUUGGAAUUGACGAUUGUUCCUUAUGGCCGGUCCUGAGGGAAAUUGUUCUGGAUAAUGGGCCUUUUUCGGAGAAGGAUUAUCCCAACUUAUCCCAGUACUACAACCGUGUUGCUAAGCGCGGCAUGGUCAAAGCUGUCCUUGAGGAAAUGAAGUGA